AUGGAUAAGGGAUGUUCACAACGGACGAUCCGGGCCACAGGAGGGGGCGAGGAGGGGCAGGCGGCGGGGAGGAGGUCCGCGGGGCCGGGGCUGCCGGGGCGGUGGGGGGCUGCCGGGGCGGAGCCGCGGGGUGCCCCUCCCGGCUCCAGUAUAAACCGGCGGGGCGCGGGCGUGGGGCUGCCUUCUCUGGGGUACCCGGGGCCGCACAGACGCCUCCUGCCCGCAGCCAUGGCGAGGGGGCAGCUGUCGGGGGGCGCUUGGGGGACUCUGGUGCUGUUGGGGCUGAUGCUGCCGGCGGCACCGGCGGGAGCUUGGUACAAGCACGUCGCCAGCCCCCGGUACCACACGGUGGGACGCGCCUCGGGGCUGCUGAUGGGCGUCCGCCGCUCCCCGUACCUCUGGCGCCGGGAGCUGCCGGCAGAACCUCCGCACCGCCCCGGCGGCACCGCGCCCGCUGCCGCCCCGCAGCCCCCGGGGAGCCCCGCGGGGGACCCUCCGCCGCCGCCGGGUCCCGGCCACCUCCUGCAGCGCCUGCUCCGCCGGGGCUGGGGUUGGGGGGGGCCGCGUCCUGCCCCCGCCCGGCCGCCGCCCUCCGCCCGUGAAGCUCAGCCUCGCCCCAUUGAAGACCCCGCUGUGCUGCGCUGAAGGCUGGGCAGGGAUGCUCCAGGAGCUGAGCAGUGCCGGCUGCCCAUGAUGGGGACUGUUCAGUGACUGCUGAGUUCCAUCGGUGCUUCUCUGGCUGCUCUGACCUCUGAAAGCAUACAGACAAUUGCAUUCAAAAUAAUAAUAAUAAUAUGAUGUAUAUCAGAUCUUUUUCUCACCCACUGCCCAAAUGCGGUGGUAAAUUCAUCUUGUUUUCAGGUCAACUUAGUGCUAUGAACUUGGGGAGAAAUGAACAGGGAAGAUAUUUAUUUAUUUAUUUUCGAUUUCUGUACUAGCUUGUUUGCAAUAUGACACAAACACUGUUUGCUUCCUAGGAUCCUGCCCUCAUUAAACUGAGACUCAAUCAAAGGAAACUUGUA
Coturnix japonica (Japanese quail) is the source of this 1022-nucleotide messenger RNA. RefSeq names its product neuropeptide W (gene NPW). The record is from RefSeq and is a predicted model, not a curated record. Gene Ontology annotation, molecular function: G protein-coupled receptor binding. Gene Ontology annotation, biological process: G protein-coupled receptor signaling pathway; feeding behavior. NCBI's taxonomy places the organism in Eukaryota, Metazoa, Chordata, Aves, Galliformes, Phasianidae.